AUGGCGGACGAGCAGAUGCCCUCGACAGCGAGCGCCUCUGUCACCAACAUAGCUCCAACACACACAAGCAAUGCCGGCAGAAAACGGCGCUCAUGCUUGAUGUGUAGCAAGCGAAAGGUCAAGUGCGACAAGCAGAAGCCAUGCACCAGUUGCGUCAAGGCUGGAAACGAGUGCGUGUUCCCCGUCGGCAUCGCGAACCGGGCUCAGGCCGGGAUGGCACCGGAGCUUUUUGAGAUGCUGCAGAGACUUGAGAAGGCUGUACAGACACUGGAGCCCAAGGAGUCCGAGACGGCUGAGGCUUCUUUGCCUUCGAAUCAGUUCUCUGAUGGGGACGGCCAAACGGAACCUCUGCAGCCUGUGGUUCCCACUGCUGCCCAGGAAGGAGCAGCGACUGAGAUUCAGCCUGAGCCUUACAUCCAAGAGAGCUCAGCUGGAGCUGAGAAUCAGGGCGAGGCACAGGAAGCAACUGGUAAAACCCCUAGUGCAGUGUCGAGCCACAGCGAGAGCCCGGGCAAGAUUGUCCGCGACCACGGCAAAGACAUAUACGUGAGGCGGUGGUUCUGGGACGACGGAAGCACCGAGAUCAGUAGUGGCUCCCAGUCAGAUACAGACGACAACGACGCCCAUCAAGACCAGAGCGACAUGCAGAGAACGUCGACAGGUCGCUGUCCGGGGACACUGGCCAACUCCAAAGAACGAGUUAUGCAGAUUUUGGUUGUCCAGAAAAUGCAUCUUUGGGGCAUAUACAAAGAAAGGGUGGAGCCGUUGACCAAGUUGUUGCAUCUUCCGUCGCUGGAGCAGGCUGUUCUGGGAUGGCAUUCACCGAGCUCGGCCGACGGUAUGCAGUGCAACCUUUUGGCGGCCUACUACGGAGCGGUGACCAGUCUGAGCGAGGAAGAAUGCGUCGUGAUCUUUGGCAACGGGCAGGCACAGGUCUUAUCCCGCUUGAGGGAGGAACUUGAGGGACUAUUUGCCAGCGCCUUGCUCAUCCACACUGGCGACAUCCGCCCGCUGCAGGCCCUGGCUCUGUACCUCGUGUUUCUCCAGCAUCACGAACCCCGAUUGUCUUGGAAGCUGUCAGGCCUGGCUGUUCGGCUGGCCCAGACCUUUGGCCUGCACAGAGAGGAUAGUUUCGUUGGGCUGUCGAUAUAUGAGGUGGAGAUGCGACGCAGGCUUUGGUGGCAGAUUGCCAUUUUGGAUGCACCGUCUGCGGAGGCUUACUCUGGAGAAUACAACUUGCUUGAGAUGAGCAGCUCUGACACCAACCCACCCCGGAACCUAGACGACGCACAGAUAUAUCCCGCCAUGGCAGAGUACCCGCCUGAAGCAAGACGCAUCACAGAGAUGACCUUCACGCUAGCCCGCUGCCAGAUCACCAGCAUGUAUCGCUGCAUGGCUGAUUCGAGAAGACUGUGCGGAGCUACAGGGAAAGCGUAUGCGGAACUUACACCGCAGGAGCGGGCUGAUUGGAUCGAGGCUUGCGAGUCGAAUUUCUCAGAGCGCUUUCUUCGAGAAUGUUCUCCGACAAACGCAUUUCACUGGACUACUGUCAUCCUUACCAGGAUGCUCUUCCACAAAGUCAGACUGCACGGAUGCAACCCGCUACACGACGUGAGAACCAUGCCAGAAGCCACCCGCGAGAGGCUCUUCCUCGUCGCAGUCGAGGUCAUGGAACUCAACUACAAGCUGCGGACCGAUCCGCGUACGCGCCCGUGGCUCUGGCUUUUCAGCUCCUACACGCAAUGGCAUGCAUUCUCGCUCGUCCUCGUAUGGCUGCAGAUGGAUCCGUUCUGCAGACACUCGCGUCGAGCAUGGGAAGCGGUUGAAAAGGCCAUCGUGCUGCGGUGGGAGCAUCCCGCUUCGCUGCUGAAUGGCAGGAAACCUCAGCAGUGGCGGUCCAUCAUUAGGUUGCUGGAAAAGGCACGCUCGGCACGGCGGGAGGCUUUGAGCAAGCGGGCUAGACGAGGCUCGCGGAAUGCGAAUGACUUGAGGCGGGCAUCCUUCAGAGGCUCCGUGGCGUCAUCCUCAUCGGCUGUGCCAGUGAUACAUACUUCAUCGGCUACCGCAAGUUAUCCCAGACAGGAAACACAACCACAGCAGCCACAUGGUCGGCAUCAGCAGCCCCCUAUCAGAUCAGUUGAACCAAAUGCGGCUAUGCCUCCACCGGCUACCACGGAUGUCUCGCCACUGGCUCUGCAACUCACUGAUAUGAUACAGAGUCCAUGGCGUCAGGCAUAUACUCUCACGAUGCCGGAUUUCUCCAUGGGUGGUAUACCAGAUCCACUCCCAGACCCGGAUCAGAUGAUGAUAGAUGGCCAGUUCUCUGUUGAUGACUUCGGAGGCGUGCAGGACUUUUCGUUCCUCGACGAUGUUUUCUGA
Fusarium keratoplasticum is the source of this 2379-nucleotide messenger RNA. RefSeq names its product Zn(2)-C6 fungal-type domain-containing protein. The record is from RefSeq and is a predicted model, not a curated record. Bases 1 to 2379 code for a protein of 792 amino acids. Gene Ontology annotation, molecular function: DNA-binding transcription factor activity, RNA polymerase II-specific; zinc ion binding; DNA binding. Gene Ontology annotation, biological process: DNA-templated transcription; regulation of DNA-templated transcription. The transcript has 4 exons. Lineage: Eukaryota; Fungi; Ascomycota; Sordariomycetes; Hypocreales; Nectriaceae.